GGGCCGCCGGGCUUCUCAGUGCUGUGUCGCCUUCAGCUUCUGCCGCUGCGUCCCUGAAGCCAAUUGCAGCUGAAAAGCUGCUUGGAACCCACUGAGUGGAGGACUUGUGGUCCUGGGAACGCCCCUGGCCCUGCUGCUGGGAGUCGGGUAGACGGUGGUGCCAAGUUCCCGUGACUUCUCUGCCAGAAUGAGAUGGGGCCACCAUUUGUCCAGGGCCUACUGGGGCUCUGGUCUGGGAAGACCAGCGCCACCAUCAGAUGAAUGGACGUCCUUCGUGAUUCACUGGAGUCGGCCGCUUCAAGGGGAGCAUCCUCUUGGGUCCCCUAGAGCCUUCGUGCGCCACCAUGGGAGUUCAGUAGAGAGUACACCCCCACCAGGGAGGCACACACAGCUGUUCAGGAGCCAAUCAGCCACUGAGGCCAUUCAGAAACACCGCCGGAACCUGGCUGAGUGGUUUAGCCGGCUGCCCAGGGAGGAGCGUCAGUUCGGCCCAUCCUUUGCACUGGACACGGUCCACGUUGACCCCGUGAUCCGGGAGAGUACCCCUGAUGAGCUCCUUCGCCCACCUGCAGAGCUGGCCUUGGAGCAGCAGCAGCCACUUGCACCUGGGCUGCCACCGCUGGCCCUGGCUCAGCUCUUCGACCCAGAUGCCUGUGGACGGCAGGUGCAGACGGUGGUGCUGUAUGGCACGGUGGGCACAGGCAAGAGCACCCUGGUACGCAAGAUGGUCCUGGACUGGUGUUACGGGCGACUGCCGGCCUUUGAGCUGCUCAUCCCCUUCUCCUGUGAGGACCUGUCGUCGCUGGGCUCUGCCCCAGCCUCCUUGUGCCAGCUAGUGGCCCAGCGCUACGCGCCCCUGAAGGAAGUUCUACCCCUGAUGGCUGCAGCAGGGUCUCGCCUUCUGUUUGUGCUCCAUGGCCUGGAACGUCUCAACCUUGACUUCCGGCUGGCGGACACAGGGCUCUGCAGUGAUCCCCAGGCGCCGGGGGCACCAGCUGCCAUCAUCGUCAACCUGCUGCGCAAGUACAUGCUCCCUGAGGCCAGCAUCCUGGUGACCACGCGGCCCUCGGCUGUUGGCCGCAUCCCCAGCAAGUACGUGGGCCGCUAUGGUGAGAUCUGUGGCUUUUCUGAUACCAACCUGCAGAAGCUCUACUUCCAGCUCCGCCUCAACCAGCCCGACUGUGGGCAGGGUGCCGGGGGUGCCGGUGUUUCCACCACACCCGCUCAGCGGGACAACCUGGUACAGAUGCUCUCUCGGAACCUGGAGGGACACCACCAGAUCGCUGCUGCCUGCUUCCUGCCCUCCUAUUGCUGGCUCGUCUGUGCUACCUUACACUUCCUGCAUGCCCCUACACCUGCUGGCCAGACCCUCACCAGCAUCUACACCAGCUUCUUGCGUCUUAACUUCAGCGGGGAGACGCUGGACAGCACUGACCCCUCCAAUUUGUCGCUAAUGGCCUAUGCCGCCCGGACCAUGGGCAAACUAGCCUAUGAGGGGGUGUCCUCUCGCAAGACUUACUUCUCGGAGGAGGAUGUCCAAGGCUGCCUGGAGGCUGGCAUUCGAACAGAAGAGGAAUUUCAGCAGCUCCACGUCUUCCGCCGGGAUGCCCUGAGGUUUUUCCUGGCCCCGUGCGUGGAGCCAGGGCACCUGGGCUCCUUUGUGUUCACUGUGCCCGCCAUGCAGGAAUACCUGGCUGCCCUCUACAUCGUGCUGGGUCUGCACAAGACCACCCUGCAGCGGGUGGGCAAGGAAGUGGCUGAGAUGGUGGGCCGCGUUGGGGAAGACGUCAGCCUGGUCCUGGGCAUCGUGACCAAGCUGCUGCCUCUGCGGAUUCUGCCUGUGCUCUUCAACUUACUCAAGGUGGUCCCACGAGUGUUUGGGCGCGUGGCAGGAAAGAGUCGGGAGGCGGUAGCCCAGGCCAUGGUGCUGGAGAUGUUCCGGGAGGAGGACUACUACAAUGACGACGUCCUGGACCAGAUGGGUGCCAGCAUUCUGGGUGUGGAGGGGCCUCGGCGCCACCCGGAUGAGCCACCCGAUGAUGAAGUCUUUGAACUCUUCCCCAUGUUCAUGGGGGGGCUGUUAUCUGCUCAUAACCGGGCUGUGCUGGCUCAGCUGGGCUGCCCCAUCAAGACCAUGGAUGCCCUGGAGAACGCCCAGGCCAUCAAGAAGAAGCUGGGCAAACUGGGCCGGCAGUUGCUACCCCCCUCGGAGCUCCUGGACCACCUCUUCUUCCACUAUGAGUUCCAGAACCAGCGCUUCUCUGCUGAGGUGCUCAGCUCCCUACGUCAGCUCAACCUGGCUGGUGUGCGCAUGACACCCCUCAAAUGCACUGUGGUGGCAGCCGUCCUGGGCAGCAGAAAACACUCCUUGGAUGAGGUGAACUUGGCCUCCUGCCAGCUGGACCCUGCUGGGCUGCGCACACUCACACCUGUCCUGUUGUGUGCCCGAAAGUUGGGCUUGCAACUCAACAGCCUGGGCCCUGAGGCCUGCAGGGACCUCCGAGACUUGCUGCUGCAUGACCAGUGCCAAAUCACCACCCUGCGGCUGUCCAACAACCCGCUGACGGCAGCAGGUGUCGCCCUGCUCAUGGAGGGGCUGGCAGGAAACACCUCACUCACGCAUCUGUCCCUGCUGCACACUGGCCUUGGGGAUGAGGGCCUGGAGCUGCUGGCCGCACAGCUGGACAGCAACCGGCAGCUGCGGGAGCUGAACGUAGCCUACAAUGGUGCUGGCGACACCGCAGCCCUGGCCCUGGCCAAGGCUGCCCGGAAGCACCCAUCCCUGGAGCUGUUACACCUCUACUUCAACGAGCUGAGUUCAGAGGGACGCCAGGUCCUGAGAGACUUGGGGGCUGCUGCUGAAGGCGGUGCCCAGGUGGUGGUUUCGCUGACGGAGGGAACAGCAGUGUCCCAGUACUGGUCCAUGAUCCUUGGGGAAGUCCAGCGGAACCUUCACAGCUGGGACCGGGCCCGGGUGCGACGCCACCUUGAGCUGCUACUCCGGGAUCUGGAAGACAGCCGCGGAGCCACCCUGAAUCUCUGGUACAAGGCCCAGCUGCUGCGAGUGGAGGGCGAAGUCAAAGCCUUGCUUGAGCAGCUGGGAACCACUGGAAGCUGAGCUCCAAGGCCAGCGAGCUCCCAGCUGGUGACCCCUGGCCCCAAUUCUUCCUUCUGUGGCCUCCUGUCUUGCAUUUUCCCUUCUAGAAAGAUCCCUUUGAGGCUAGAAGCAUAGCCAGCUGCCCUCUUGGGAGCUGGCCAAGCAGUGGUCCCAAGUCCAAAUUUCCAAGGUCAAAAAUGGCCACUCGAUGCCCUAGGUUGCAGCUGGAUAUGCCACUUCCCUCUUUGGCCUGGAAGACUGCAUGAAGGGGUAUUUGGGUGCUCAGACUACUCUCAGGCACUCUCCCCAAGCUUGUCAUCUCUCCCUCCUAUCUGGGAGCCUCUGAUUGGGCCUCCCAGGAGAACACUUCCUACGUCUGCCAUGCCAGGGGUACUGCCAUUCAGCAGAUGUCUUGGAAGGGCCUGCCCCUGCCUCACACCCCUCUGUGGACACUGGUGAUGCCCUCACACUGGUGCUUCCCCUCUACCCUCAUGCUCCCUUUACCCACAGUGGUACUGAUGACCCCCGGGGUAGGUGCAAUCAGCUUAUUGCUAUUAAACAGUUACGUGUCUUCCACCUGUUGUGCCUU
Ochotona curzoniae (black-lipped pika) is the source of this 3686-nucleotide messenger RNA. RefSeq names its product NLR family member X1 (gene NLRX1). Gene Ontology annotation, biological process: negative regulation of canonical NF-kappaB signal transduction. The transcript has 10 exons. The record is from RefSeq and is a predicted model, not a curated record. Gene Ontology annotation, molecular function: protein binding. The coding region runs from base 188 to 3118 and encodes 976 amino acids. NCBI's taxonomy places the organism in Eukaryota, Metazoa, Chordata, Mammalia, Lagomorpha, Ochotonidae. Gene Ontology annotation, cellular component: mitochondrion.